GCACACCGACCUAUUAUAGGCACCGUGGACAGCUGUGGACGGUCGAACGCGCCAAAGCCGUCCACAGUACUGGAGAUAUAAAGAUGCACCUUGCAGUGUCGACGGAGGCUACCACAAAUCGCUCACUCUUCCCUGCGUCUUUCUUCCUUGACCUCGGCCUUGCAAUAAUAUGGAGAAUAUGACCAUCCAAACAGUCACGAAGUGCUCCGGUAGCGCUGUUUCGAUAAACAUCACCGACGGUCCGGCACUGUCCCUUACAAACAGACUCACCCCCGCCGAGCGAAAGGCCUUUGGUAAUUCAGAUCACAAGGCUGCCAAAAUCCUCGGUAUUACACUCACACGCAAUCACCUGGACCAGGAUGGGAGCCUUGCUACAGUCUCAUCUGCAGAUGAAGAGGUUUCCCAAGUUUACGACAAGCUGGGAGAGAUGAUGGCUCUCGUAGGUGCAAAGCGUGCAGGUAGUCGCAGUCCAAGCGCUGUGACCAUCUUUAAGCCACGCAAGGGCCUAGGAAUGGACUUGAUAGAGAAGAACAAGAAGCGUAGAGUGGCUAGGGAGUAUACACAACGCGUGGUCUUGGGACCCUUACGCUUCAACGAGCCACCUGUCGAGGAAGGCAAAGAAUUGUCAACUACCGUCGACGACGACGGCGCAUGGUCAUUCUUAAAGCCCGACGAAAUUGAAGAGACAAAAAGACCUCUUGCAUGCAAAUGUCAAGCGAGAAAUAACGAAGAUCUAUUGGGUAGUUCAAGAGAUUUUGUUUGGGACGUCCAAAAUCCAUUUGCCACACCUCCCAAUGCCGUCCUUCAGCAAUAUUGCAAGACAAUGCAGCUCGGUGAAAUGAUUGGACCUUUGGAUAUUGCACCGCCGGUGGCAUCCCUCGGCUACACAACUAAUUUCGAGCCAUCACCUGAAGAGAUUUCGGCACCCCAUUCUGGAUUUUUUGAUUGCACAAGACGAAGCUGAGGAGCAUCCAAUGGAGAGGAGAAGGCAAAGAAGGGCAGCAGUGCGGUCGAGGAACAAAAUACUGGAUGUGUUGGGAGCGGAGGCGCGACAAGCUGUUGAUGGGCAAUGUUAGCCACUUCUGAAGCAUAAAGAGCGGGAUGUCGGAAAACCAGUAGAAUCAACGACAAGUACAAUGGCGUGACACCAGACAGGGGAGAUACACAAAUAAUUCAAUCUCCUCCUCGGCACACGGUAUCUACUUAGCCGCAGUCAAGGCUGAGUGAGUGUUCCGGUGGGUUCUGUGGGUAACACUUUGAUUGUGACGACCCUGACCUCGAGAAAAAUCCACGCGAUGGAAGUUACCCUACCCGUUCUCGGAGGCGC
This is a messenger RNA of Suillus discolor, 1327 nucleotides long. RefSeq lists its product as uncharacterized. The transcript has 3 exons. The coding region runs from base 170 to 964 and encodes 264 amino acids. Lineage: Eukaryota; Fungi; Basidiomycota; Agaricomycetes; Boletales; Suillaceae. The record is from RefSeq and is a predicted model, not a curated record.